Molecule: messenger RNA, 2272 nt
Organism: Megalops cyprinoides (Indo-Pacific tarpon)
Lineage: Eukaryota; Metazoa; Chordata; Actinopteri; Elopiformes; Megalopidae
Gene: rilpl1
Product: Rab interacting lysosomal protein-like 1
Exons: 8
Coding region: 292-1677 (461 amino acids)
Biological process (GO): cilium assembly
Cellular component (GO): cytoplasm; ciliary basal body
Molecular function (GO): protein dimerization activity
Source: RefSeq, a predicted model, not a curated record
UAUGUCCAAAGAGUAGGGCACAGCAGAUUGUAGACGGCAAUGGGACUGCCGGUGUUUUUUAUCUAAUUAAUCUCAAAUCGGUGACAAAAUGGCCGCAGAAAGAGAAGAGAUGUCAUUGAUAGGUGCCUAAGGGAUUCCCACGUUACUUGGUGAGUUAAUGGAAAGAAAAACGGUCUCUGCAGGAAGCCACGUUCAUACAGAGUGUUUAACUUAGCAAAGUGAAGGAACUUUGGUUGUGGCGAAGGAAAAUACCGGAUAACAGGAACUGCGGAGACAGAGAGAUAGCAAACCAUGGAAGACUUCGGAUCCGCGCUGGAAAAAAACGCAUCGGACCUCACGGUAAUGGAUGUAUAUGACAUAGCCGCAAUCGUGGGACAAGAAUUCGAGCGGAUAAUCGAUCAGUAUGGGUGUGAAGUGCUGUCACGUCUCAUGCCCAAAGUGGUCCGGGUGCUGGAGAUCCUCGAGGUUCUGGUUAGUCGAAAUAGCAUCAGCCCUGAAACCGAGGAGCUGCGGCUCGAGCUGGACAGACUGCGGCUGGAGCGGAUGGACCGAAUGGAAAAGGAAAAGAAACACAAAAAGGAGCUGGAGCUAGUGGAGGAUGUGUGGCGGGGAGAGGCCCAGGACCUGCUGACCCAGAUCGCCCAGCUGCAGGAGGAGAAUAAGACCCUGCUAACUAAUCUCUCACUCAAGGAUUCCCCCAUGACUGAGGAGGACCUGCAGAGGCAGGAAGGUAUGUCGGAGAGGGAGCGGCAGGUGAUGAAGAAGCUGAAGGAGGUGGUGGACAAGCAGAGAGAUGAGAUCCGUGCAAAGGACCGCGAGCUGACGCUCAAGAGCGAGGACAUUGAGGCUCUCCAGCAGCAGCAGAACCGGCUGAUGAAGAUCAACCACGACCUGCGGCACAAGAUCACGGUGGUGGAGGCGCAGGGCAAGGCCCUGAUCGAGCAGAAGGUGGAGCUGGAGGCCCUCUCCCAGGCGCGGCAGCAGGAGCUCGGCGGGCUGCGGCAGGAGCUGGCGGAGCUUCGCGAGCGCCUGCAGGGGGAGCCCAAGCACAACGGGGAGGAGCCACUCGCGCUGGCAAAGCUCUCAAAAGCGGCAGCAACAGGGAGCCAGGGUUUGCUUUGCUCAGGCAACAGAGACCCUCCCGAAUUCCUGACGGAGCGCUCUGAGCCAGAGGGGCGCCUCUCCCUCCCCCCUUGCUUUGUGGACCGGGGGGCCGAGGAGCAGGAGGGGGGCGCUGUUCUCGAUGAGGAGGAGCAGGCGGUGUUGUUAUGGGAGGCACUGUGUGAGGAGGACCUGGCGGGAGAGAGGGACGCUCAGGACCCGAAAGACCCCAAUCGACCCCGUUUCACCCUCCAAGAGCUGCGGGACGUCCUGCACGAGAGGAAUGAGCUCAAAGCCAAAGUGUUCAUGCUGCAAGAGGAGAUCGCAUAUUACAAAAGUGAGGAGGCAGAGGAAGAGACGGGCUCCUCUACGCCAACCCCCUCCCCCGUGCUGCGGGCCCGCCCCCGCCCAAACACCCAACCAGAGUCAGGGAUCAAGCGCCUGUUUAGUUUCUUCUCCAGAGACAAGAGGCGGAGCUCCCAGAGGAACGUCCAGUUUGGCGACAGCUUUGGCUCAUGGGCGGGGAAGGACGACGUGUACACAGAGCAGGCCCAGGAGGCCCUGCAGCACCUUUAGACGUGGACACUGAUGAACACGUGGCCCUCAGAUCCCGUGCCUGCUGCACUUACACCACUAGGGUCAGCUUCUACACUCCCGUAAAGGCAAAAACAGCACCCCCCCAACCCCAGCCACAAGCAACAACAACCAUCAGGAGGGGGUGCGGAGGCAUCAGGCAGCUUCAGUAGUACUGUUAGUUUUUAAAAUGUCAGCUCUGGUAAAAAGCUGUGGGAUAUGAUGGGGUGAAUGUGAUGGUGCGGCUCCUGGCAUACGAAUGUAGGGCUUCAAGCUGAAAGUGCAAAGUGGGUUGAGUGAGGAACACAGAUUAAGAAAUGCCUGAAAGCGUCUGCCAAGAAACCACAUCUGAAGUAUAGAAGUCCAGUCCUAAGACAGGAACCAAAGGACAGGUCCACAGAGGUGGGCUCUCAGUGCAGUGCAGUCAGAGUGAAAGCGUAGUGAGAGGAAUAGGGGGUCACUCCUUACCGGUUAACAGUAGAAUGAAACUGAGCGGAAACAGUAGAAAGACUUGUUGGAAAUGAAGAUCUUGAGGCAAGCAUUGUUUAACGUAAGAUGCAAGAACAGCAUUGAGACAGUGCGAGAGUCGGUCAUGAAG